AUGGGCUUUGAUGUGCUCCUGGAUCAAGUGGGUGGUGUGGGGAGAUUCCAGAUUUGUCUGAUGGCUUUCUUUUGCAUCACCAACAUCCUGCUGUUCCCUAAUAUUGUGUUGGAGAACUUCACUGCAUUCACCCCUGGUCAUCGCUGCUGGGUCUCCCUCCUGGACAAUGACACUGUGUCUGACAAUGAUACUGGGACCCUCAGCAAGGAUGACCUCCUGAGAAUCUCCAUCCCACUGGACUCAAACCUGAGGCCACAGAAGUGUCAGCGCUUUAUCCAUCCCCAGUGGCAGCUCCUUCACCUGAAUGGGACCUUCCCCAACACAAAUGAGCCAGACACGGAGCCCUGUGUGGAUGGCUGGGUGUACAACAGAAGCUCUUUCCUCUCCACCAUAGUGACUGAGUGGGACCUGGUAUGUGAAUCUCAGUCACAAAAAUCAAUGGUUCAAUCCCUAUUUAUGGUUGGGUCACUGCUGGGAGGUCUAAUAUAUGGCCAUCUUUCAGACAGGGUUGGAUGGAAGAUCAUAUGCAAAUUGUGUUUCCUCCAGCUGGCCAUCUCUAACACCUGUGCAGCCUUCGCUCCCACCUUCCUUGUUUACUGCAUACUGCGCUUCUUGGCAGGGUUCUCCACCAUGACUAUUUUGGGAAACACUUUUAUUCUCAGCUUAGAGUGGACAUUGCCCCAGUCGCGAUCUAUGGCAAUAAUGGUGCUACUAUGUUCCUACAGUGUUGGGCAGAUGCUCCUAGAAGGGCUGGCUUUUGCCAUUCAGGACUGGCGCAUAUUGCAACUGAGCGUGUCUACACCCAUAAUUGUCCUCUUCUUGUCCUCUUGGAAGAUAGUGGAGUCUGCUCAGUGGCUGAUUAUCAACAAUCAGCUAGAUGAGGGCUUAAAGGAGCUUAGAAGAGUUGCACUCAUAAAUGGAAAAAAGAAUACUGAAGAGACACUGACCACUGAGUUUGUGACAUCCACCAUGAAGAAGGAGUUGGAUGCAGUCCAAAUUAAAACAUCAGUUUUUCCCCUGUUCCAUGCACCCAAAUUGCGAAUGAGAGUCUUCGGCCUGUGCUUUGUGAGAUUCGCAAUCACUGUACCCUUUUAUGGCCUGAUACUCAACUUGCAGCACUUGGGGAGCAAUGUGUCCCUGUUCCAGGUUCUCUGUGGAACUGUCACACUCACAGCCAGAUGUGUUUCCCUUUUGACACUGAAUCAUAUGGGUCGUCGAAUAAGCCAGAUGUUGUUCACGUUCCCACUGGGACUUUUCAUUCUGGUCAACACCUUUUUGCCCCAAGAAAUGCAGAUCCUGCAUGUGGUUUUAGCAACUUUGGGAAUUGGUAGUGUUUCUGCUGCUAGCAACAGUGCUUCUGUCCACCACAACGAGCUUGUCCCCACCAUAUUGAGGUCAACAGUUGCAGGAAUCAAUGCAAUGUCCGGUAGGACUGAGGCAGCACUGGCUCCUCUGUUGAUGACCUUAAUGACAUAUUCUCCCCACUUGCCCUGGAUUUCCUAUGGAGUCUUCCCCAUCCUUGCUGUCCCUGUUAUCCUCCUCCUUCCAGAAACCAGGGAUCUACCUCUUCCUAACACCAUCCAGGAUGUGGAAAAUGACAGAAAAGAUUCAAGAAACAUAAAGUAG
Nomascus leucogenys (northern white-cheeked gibbon) is the source of this 1626-nucleotide messenger RNA. It is a transcript of the gene SLC22A24, whose product is annotated as solute carrier family 22 member 24. NCBI's taxonomy places the organism in Eukaryota, Metazoa, Chordata, Mammalia, Primates, Hylobatidae. Gene Ontology annotation, cellular component: membrane. Gene Ontology annotation, biological process: transmembrane transport. Gene Ontology annotation, molecular function: transmembrane transporter activity. The record is from RefSeq and is a predicted model, not a curated record.